Penicillium longicatenatum is the source of this 1053-nucleotide messenger RNA. It is a transcript of the gene sidJ, whose product is annotated as putative siderophore biosynthesis lipase/esterase. Lineage: Eukaryota; Fungi; Ascomycota; Eurotiomycetes; Eurotiales; Aspergillaceae. The transcript is spliced from 2 exons. The record is from RefSeq and is a predicted model, not a curated record. The coding region runs from base 1 to 1053 and encodes 350 amino acids.
AUGUACUCCAAGUUCUGGCCAAAAGGGGGUCUCCCAGGAAUCCUGCACCAUUAUACUGAGUCCCUCGUCACAUUCGAAUACACCAAUGCCGCCGUCCGUAAACCUCACAGUCUUCUCUUCGUCGGUGGUCUCGGCGAUGGCCUCGCAACAACAUCCUACAUGGCCGAUCUAGCCAAGGCCCUCCAGCCAACCGAAUGGUCCCUCUUCACGCUCAACCUCACAUCCUCCUACCAAUCCUGGGGCCUUGGCCACUUAGACCGCGACACAAAUGAGAUCGCACAAUGCAUCCGCUAUAUCAAGGAAUACAAGACUGAGAAGUUCGGCGAGGGAAAAAUCGUCAUGAUGGGCCACUCAACCGGCAGCCAGUGCGUCAUGCACUACCUCUACCGACCGAACCCGCACCUCUCCCAACCGGCUUUCGAUGCCGGCCUCGAGCACACAGACCGCUUACCCCUGGACGGAGCGAUUAUGCAGGCACCGGUCUCCGAUCGGGAGGCUGUGCAGUUGUGCAUUGAGCAUGGAUUUGGCAGUAACUCGCCAGACCAGAUGCGGGAGAUCUGCGAUAAGAUGGAGUCCAUUGCAAAAGAGGCUUUGAAGUCGAAUAGUACCUAUGACACUAUGUUGCCGCUUGAGUUGACAUCUGCUAUCUACCCGUCCAAUACGCCAAUUAGCUGUCGUCGGUUCUUGAGUCUUUAUAGCCCUGAGAGCCCUCAUAUCCCGGGUGAAGAUGAUUUGUUCAGUGCGGAUCUGAGUGAUGAUCAGCUGGCUGCGACGUUUGGUUUGAUUCAGCAGCAGGGACUGUUGAGGCAUAGACUGAUGGUCUUGUACUCUGGGGCUGAUCAGGCCAUUCCUGGCUGGGUUGAUAAGGAAAAGAAUCUGGCCCGGUGGAAGAAGGCCGUUAAUCACGGUGAUAAGUUCCAAAUCUGGGAUGACAAGCACAGUGCUAUUAUCCCCAAUGCUUCUCAUGCGUUGAGUAACGAUGAUCAAGCUGAGCCGCGCAAGUUCCUUGUUGGCAAGGUUACGGGAUACCUGGAAACCGCACUUGCGAAAUAG